AAUCAGAAUUGKAAGUUAUUGAUAUCAGUAAUUCCUGAUGUGACGAGUUGGUUGAUUUGUGUGGUUCCCUCAGACGGGCCGUACGGCGUGUUCGCCGGCAGAGACGCCUCYAGAGGCCUGGCCACCUUCUGCCUGGACAGAGACGCCCUGAAGGCCGAACMCGACGACCUGUCGGACCUGAGCGCCGCGCAGCAGGACRGCCUGGCCGAGUGGGAGUCGCAGUUCACCAUGAAAUACGAUUACAUCGGCAAACUGCUGAAACCGGGAGAGGAACCGAGCGAAUACACGGACGAAGAGGAGGGGAGGGACAAGAAGAGCGACUAGASGACGAAGAGGAGGGGAGGCUGGCUGGCCUGACCGCCUGCAGCUCUGACCAGGAAACAUUUCCAUUUCCUUCAGCUUUGGACCAAUCACUGAUCUCCGUUUCUCUGCGUUUCUUCGGGCCGUUAGCGGCGAAGCGUCGCGUUUCUGCUCAGAUCGUCUCGUUGUAAUCRGUUUCAUCUCAACUCAAACUGGCUGAAUUGGUGAAAAUAAAAAUGUCAGAAGCUGCUUGGACUCUUUCUGAUGAAAACCUUUUAAUUAGCGUAAUUAUUGCAYCGUAAAYGUUGAGGAAGCUGCAGGYAGACGGAGUUACUAACAUCUGAUCUGGAUUGUUUGGUACAGAAUCGAUUCCCCAUCUGAACGGAAACAGUUCAGAUUUCUGAUGUUUUCUCUGCUUUUUCAUUGUAAAACAUUUUGAACUUUUUCAUGUUUAAGAUGAAAUAUAAUAAUUUCAGGACUUUUGAUGACACUAUGCCAGGAAACUACAGUUGUAAGAAACUGCUUCUGUUUUUACCGUUUCAGCUCUAAAUCAGGAUCCUCAGAUUUAUUCUGGUUUCUAAAAUGAUCUUCUGAUGUUUUGCUCUUGUUUUGUGCAUUUAAUUUGCUAUAAAAUGAAGGAAUAUUUUCCUGUAUGCGUCUCACAGACAUGAUCUCUGAAUCAUUUUGAUUUAAUAAAGAAAAGUUUAAAAUUA
Messenger RNA from Poecilia reticulata (guppy), 1013 nucleotides. The record is from RefSeq and is a predicted model, not a curated record. Lineage: Eukaryota; Metazoa; Chordata; Actinopteri; Cyprinodontiformes; Poeciliidae.